AUGCCACCGUACGACUUGCACUCCUACAGUUGUGGUGUGCACAUCUUACUGCAGUUCUGUUGCAGAGAGGUCCUUCGGUAUUUGGUGGGACCGGGUGUGGGUUUGACCACGUGGGACGUGCAUCGCGACCUGGGGUACAUUGUGGGGGCUACGGACAAGGGCGUAUUGGGAGUGUGUCGAUGGACAGACGAGACGUUCAGCGUGGAGGUGGAGGCGCACCGGAAGCGGAUUGACGCGCUGGUCUGUGUGGCGGGGACGCCCUUGGUGGUCACGAGCGGCCGGGACGGAGUGACUCGCGUCUGGAAGCUAGAGCCUGCAGAGCCGUCGGUGUUGACCCCGGUGUGCGACUUGGUCGGCCACUCGAACUGGGUUGUUUCCGUUCGCAACACGGGUGACGUGGUGACCUCCGUGUCGGAUGAUGGCUUGAUGAUUUCAUGGGACCCAGAAACAUGGCGUCCUGUCUCGAAAGUGCGUUUGCGCGCCUGCAAUCGUGCCUGGUUGGAUAGCGGACCUCAAACGAUCUACACAUUGCAUAACGGACAGAUCGCACAAUACGUGCGAUCCGGCAAGGCGGGCCCGACAAGUGGUUUGGCAAGUGGCCCGGGCGGACCGUAUCAACGAACCGAUUCGUAUGACCGGACCGACUCGCAGGGGCGUGAGAGUGUGUUGGUGGAGAAACUCUCGCUGAGUCAGAUGUCUUCACCACGACAAACACCGACCUUGAUCUCCAGUCCCAGUCUCGGGCCCAGUCCGUACGGCACGCCGACGACGAGUCCGCGUAACAGUCUGCAGGAACUCCAACAAGCUCUUGUUCGGGAUUCGAGGGCAACCAACGACCAGCUCGUCCCCGGACGCCUGCCGCGUACUAGCAGCCCCCGAAAGAGGCCCUCUGCGCCCUGGACUUCCAGCCCGCAAGAGCGCGGGUUGGCCUCCCACCCAACAGGCUCACGUCCGCAUCUGGCGACGGGCCCAGAUCUGGGGGAGCCUGGCGCCUCCCGAUUCGGCGACGCGUUUAACUCGCAGGAGAACCGCAGUCCGGCAUCCGCGGCGGCGCAGCAGCCUAUCGACCAGUUGAUGCGUCGCCUGAGCUCGCGGAGUGUUUCCUUCCUCAACAAGUCGGUGGACAAGUCGACGGACCGAUCCCUAGACCAAUCCCUCGACCAGUCCCUAGAACAGUCGGGGGUUGGCGGGUUGUCGACGGAGGCGGGUCGCGGCUUGACGCCGAGAGGACUGUUGGCGGUCCCGGGGCCGGCGUCUUACUCGGCGGUAGAGGCGGAUGGCCGUAGCAUGCCAUCGUUGGGUCCGCGUGCGGUGAGCGACACGCCAUUGACUCCACGGUACGUGCCGCGUGCGGAUGGGCGACCGCGGCGGUCGCAGGCCGGGGCGCGGUCGUCGGAGCGAGGGGUGGAGAAGGAGGAUCGAAGUCGGGUUGAGGGAUCGUCCGUGGGCGGUGGAUCGGAGGAGGCCGUGGCGCCCUUGGUUAGAACGCCGCUGCGGUCGACGGAGCGUCGGCCGCGGCGAUCGACGCUCGGGACCGAAGAGGGCCGUCGGAGCGAGGCCGCGAUGCCGGGCGUGCGGAAGUCCAGUCACCGGGAGACGCUGGACCGGAGGGGACUUUCUUCUGCCUCGGCCCAGCCAUCUUCAGUGGCGCCCCCGUCGGCCCAGGCUCCCACCUCGUCGUCGGCCUUGGCCCCCGGCUCGUCGGCCCCGCCCACCUCGUCGGCCUUGCCCGGCUCAGCGGCGCCAGCUACGAGCGACCGGUCACUGCGGUACAUGAGUAUCCAACAACGCCUGGACCGCGAGCUAGAAGCAGCACGACAGCAACCCUCAUCCGCGCGCUCGCUCACGGCUCUUCGGCCUCGACGAUCCUCGGUCGAGACGGGUCGGCGAAGUGUGCGGAAGUCGGCCCGAGAGGACUUGCUCAAGAUCGACGCGGCCACAGCGCGACUAAUGAGCGACCCGCGGAAAGGCAACGUCUAA
This is a messenger RNA of Gregarina niphandrodes, 1980 nucleotides long. RefSeq names its product WD domain, G-beta repeat protein. The transcript has a single exon. Gene Ontology annotation, molecular function: protein binding. Lineage: Eukaryota; Apicomplexa; Conoidasida; Eugregarinorida; Gregarinidae. The record is from RefSeq and is a predicted model, not a curated record. Bases 1 to 1980 code for a protein of 659 amino acids.